Chlorella variabilis is the source of this 981-nucleotide messenger RNA. RefSeq lists its product as hypothetical. The record is from RefSeq and is a predicted model, not a curated record. Lineage: Eukaryota; Viridiplantae; Chlorophyta; Trebouxiophyceae; Chlorellales; Chlorellaceae. Bases 1 to 981 code for a protein of 326 amino acids. The transcript has 4 exons.
AUGGGCAACGACACCAGGGGCCUACCCAGCCAGACGAUCCAGGAGCUUGCCGCGCGGCUGGCCACGCUGACCGACCUGCGCCUGCCCGCGCAGCUGCGGCGGCAGGAGCAGGGGCCUUCGCCGCAGGAGCGGCUGCGGUACCUGACGCAGCUGCUGCUUCACGACCCGGGCGUGUUCCUGGAGCGCCACGGCUCCUCGCUGACGUCCUCGGAGCGGCUGCACUUCCACAGCCUGAGGGGCGACUAUGAGGUCGACUUUUACUUAAAGAUGCUGGAGGAGCAGGAGGACCAGCACAAGCGGGAGACGGUGGCGCGCAACCGCCGUCUGGCAUACAUGAACCGGUUGGUAGAGCAGGGGGCUUACUUCAGCGAGAAGGAGAUGCGGGAGCGGCAGCCCGGCAUCUACCAUCAGUACAUUGGGCAGUACCGGCCGCCCGAGCCGCCUCAGGGCGGCGAGGGCUGCCAGGCGGGGACCAUCCUGGCUGAGAGUAUCAUGCGGCAGCAGGAGGAGCUGGCCAUGCGGCAGCGGCAGGCCUCGGAGCAGCGGCAGUGGGACCAGGUUGAGGAGGAGAGCGAGGAGGAGAGCGAGGAGGGGGCCAAGGAGGGGGGGAAGGAGCCAGCAGCGGCAGGGGGGCAGGCGGCAGCUGAUGGACGGCGACAGCAGCAGGAGGCGCCGGCACCAGCAGCGGCAAGCGUCCAGCAUGCAGCUGCGGCAGCUAGCGUAGCGCAGGCGGGUCCACCCGGGGACGAGGAAGAGGAGGCAGCGGCGGAUGACCCGGGGGAGGGCCCCAGCCAUGUGAUCAUACCAAAGGAGGAGCAGCAGGAGAACGACGCUGCCUUCCUCGACAUCAUGCAGCAGCGGUUUUUGGCGGGGAGGGAUGCGGGGGUGGACUAUGCGGCUAUCGACGCAGAUGCCGAGCUGGACGAGGAUUGGGCGGAGCAGGCGGGGCGGGAUGCUGAGGACAAGUAUUUCGAUGACUGA